Messenger RNA from Mycena indigotica, 3177 nucleotides. RefSeq names its product CxC2 domain-containing protein. The coding region runs from base 1 to 3177 and encodes 1058 amino acids. Lineage: Eukaryota; Fungi; Basidiomycota; Agaricomycetes; Agaricales; Mycenaceae. The record is from RefSeq and is a predicted model, not a curated record. The transcript has 15 exons.
AUGCGUGCCGAAACAAAUGUCGCGGUCGAGUUAUCAUCCCGAGAUCAUCUAGACCCUCUCCCGCGCCUGUCGGAGCCCAGUCCCAGCAGAUCGUUUGUGAAGUGGCGGCUAUUGAAGUGGAUGCUGAAGGCGUUGUGGAGUAAACGCCUUCAUGGUCUGUGUUCGACCAAAAAAUCCACCUUUGAAGUCAGCUUCGCCAUCCACAAUCAGAGCGCCGACCAUACGUACCAGUACAGUGCCGAUGGCCGCCGGGUCUACUCUGCUGUCAACAAUGUGGCUCCCCGCAAGCACGCUCGCUUGGAGCCGGACGACGAACCCGAAGAGUAUGCGGAUUGGGUUGAUGUUCCAGACAGUGACACCACCCAGUUCGCUGCGGUGGCCAGCACGCUGACGUCGGACGAGGGAUACUUUCACCAGAUUCAGGAGGGAGAGGCAAGGGGCGACAAACGCGCCAGAUACAUCAGCUCAGAUAAUCCGAUGCAACUGUGGCGCGAAGUAAUGCCCGAUUUCCUGGACGCGAUGAUAUGUCAAGAUGGCCUGGGGAUGUCUCCCUCGUGCGGCACUUGCGGUCUGUCAGCUGCUUCGGGACGCCUGUUCCGUUGCCAGGAUUGCGACCACUCUGUGCAAUGCGAGGAGUGUUUACGGGCUCACCAGCGGACGCCGUUACACUGCAUACAGGAGUGGACGGGGGAGUUUUGGGUUUCCGCAGCGCUGCAUCGUCUUCACAUUAACGAUACAUCCCCGCAAAGCUUGCGCGAGACAUACCAAUUGGGCCACCACGGUGGCGCAUGUCCUCUGCCCGCAACCGUUGAUACACGCACGAUGGUGGUUUUGGACGUCGGUGGAAUAUUCACGCUCGACGUUUGCUUCUGUGGCUGCUCAAACAGUUUGCAAAACAAUCACAUCGCCCAACUUAUGGGGAACCACUGGUAUCCGGCGACAACGCUGGAGCCUGGGACCUGCGCAACGUGGCGUGUGCUCGAGCUCUUUCGCCAGCUCAACGUUGUCGGCAACAUCAACGCCCACGACUUCGUGCGCUCGCUGGAAAAGCUGAACGACCCAACAAUGAUGAAUCAGACGCCGGAUCGAUACGUGGCAUUCGGUAGAAUGGCGCGUCAGUAUCAAUUUUUGAAAAGGGCCAAGCGGAGUGGUCUGGCCCACGUCGAGGAGGGCUUCAAGAAUGUCGAAGCGGGCAAGCUGGCAGUGCCCUGUUGGGCGUGCCCCAAACCGGGCUUUAAUCUGCCUGACGGCUGGGACAAGUGCAGCGAAGAUGACAGAUUCUUAUACUCGUUGCUACUGGCUCUGGACGCCAACUUUCGCCUGAAGAAUCGGCUUCGGACGAACGAGAAACAGGACGCUUCUCUCGGGCCAGGCUGGGGCUAUUUUGUGGAGGGGAAUGCUUAUAAGGAGCAUUUGCGAGACUACGUCGCAGAGGAAGAUGUCAGCACUUGUAUCGCCUUUGCGGCUCUUAUGCAGAAGGAGACAAGGCUGACAACGGGCCUACGAAUCUCUGGGGUGGGCGGCUGCGUUUGUGCUCGCCACGGGGUGGUGCGAGCGCAAGGGAUGGGUGAUUUGCAAAAGGGAGAGCGCUACGCCAAUAUGGAUUAUAUAUUCCUUCACGCGCUGGGAGACACAAGGGUGAAGCGUCUGGUCCUAUCCUACGACAUCGCUUGUCAAUGGAAGCAAAGACUGCGCGAGCGGGCUCUGACGAUCCUGAGCAACGCUCAGGUUGUUUGCCCAACCACCGGCCUCACUGUGGAUAAAGUCCCCAACCUCACUGACUACGAAAUCAAAUUCGCUGCCGGUUUGGCAUGCGGCCGCACGCAAACGGGUUGUCAGGCCACCCACUCUUUGAGCUAUGCGUGGGGCGUGGGGCGGACGGACGGGGAAGGAAUAGAGCGUACUUGGGCGCUAUUAAACCCAAUCGGAUUCUCGACGAAGGAGAUGGGCGAGGGCAACCGACUGGACACAAUUGAGGACCGUAUCGAUCAUCUUAAUUUCGAAAAGAAUGUCCGCCAGGGCGAUGUUCUUGCGCGAAAGCUUAUCAUCGCUGUGGCCGAACGAGAUACGCAGAUAAAGCAGUUUAAACGAGUGGACGACAGCCUCGAACCGGGAGUUCGUAAGGAUUGGCAGAAAAUGGUGGAGAAUUGGCUUGUCGACAAUACUCAGCCCAACCCAUACCUGAUCGGGGCCAAUGGCGACGGUCCGUCAGAGGCCAAAGUUGCGGCUCAGCUGAAGGCUGCUGAAGUCGCAGAGGCAAGGGAGCAACGAGGGGAGUUUGUUGACGGCAAGAUUACCGCCGCGGCCUUCGUCAAAGGCUUGCUACAUCUGGAGGACCUGAAAAUGAGAUACGCGUUGGCGGCGUCUCUGCCCGAACGAGCAAGCCAGAUCGAGGAAUUGAGAGUCUCCUUCUUCAAAAAGCUGCACGCAAUCCAGCAGCAGCAAGAAAUUUACAUGUCUGGCGUCGGUGGCCUUCGAAGGUUAGACGAGGAACGACGAGAUACGGACCAGCCGCCCCAGAAGGCAGAGGAUGUCAAACUCUGGCUUCCAUCGGAGUUGGGGGAUCGGCAAAAAUGGGCCUGCAGGAAGGGGUUGUUCGAACUAGAGGCCAAAUUACGACAGGCGCAGUGUGGCGACGCCUUGACAAAAGUUCGAAGCCUGCUGUAUGCCAAGACGCACUUGAUCUUCCAUCGAAACGCUGCCUCAGUGGGCCAAAACUCGACAACUCGGUCUGCAACGUUAAUCGGCCGUAUGGUGGAGAAGAUAACUAGGGAGGCGACCAAAUAUCGGCAAGCAUGGGUAGCCCUUCGACGACUGAAGGGCGAUGACUUCGCUCCCGAGUAUCGGAAACUGGAGGAUAGCGAUCUGAAUGUCGGCUGGGGUCGGCCCGGCCUGCCCGAAAUGAGCCGACGGCCGCGCAGGCCGGGCCUGUCUCUUGGAUUUGGUUCAUGGAGGGAGGGGGAUGAAGAAGUCCGGAUUCAUGACGCGGUUCGUGUGCAAUGGGCCAAGGCACGGGCGCGCCGUGACCGAUGGACCGAAGAAGUGUUGUUGAUUAGGGAGGAAAUGCGGAGGGUUUUGAGAAGCCUGUGGUCAAUCCAGCAGCAGUGGCUGGAACGCGAGACGUCUCGUCCCAAUGCCCGGCCGGGCGUUGCAAGAGGGCCUUGUGGCCUAUGCUAA